AUGGCCACCCGACCACAAUCCACAUCCAAUCGCCCACUCACUUCAUUCAAAGCCCUCCUCUUCGACGUCUACGGCACUCUCAUCGAUUGGGAAACAGGGAUAUACGAUGCCCUCUUACCUCUCUUCCAACGCUCCCUUUCCUCAUCAGACGCUCUAUCGAGAGAAUAUAUCCUCGCGCGAUACACAGCAGUCGAGAAAUCCCUCCAAGAAGCCCAUCCCUCGAUGCUCUACUCCGACCUCCUCGCUGAAUCAUAUCGCGUCCUUGCGCGCGAUCUCUCACAAUCACACUCGAUAGACACAGACAUAGAAGAACAGGCAAAAUCAUUCGGACAAAGCAUCCCUUCAUGGCCCGUCUUCCCCGACACAGUCUCCGCUCUCCACACACUCUCCAAGACCUACAAACUCGUCGUCCUCUCGAACGUAGACCGGCAAAGUUUCUCCGGGACGCUCAAGGCACUUUCGUACACCGACCCUUCAUCGGGACAACUCCGUUCACCGUUCACUCUCAUCUUGACGGCUCAAGAUACCGGUGCUUAUAAGCCUUCGCCACUUGGCUUUGAAAGGGCGUUGAAGGAGAUUGCGGGGCUUGUGGAGUUGGGGGAGGGAGAGGAUGUGAAGGAGUAUGUGUUGGUGACGGCGCAGUCGUUAUAUCAUGAUCAUGGACCGGCGAAUAAGAUUGGGUUGCAUGGAGGGGCGUGGAUUGAUAGGGAGGGGGCGAUUAUGGGAAUUGGGAAAGAUUUGGAGGAAGGGACGAGGUGGGGGUGGAGGUUUUCGACAUUGGGAGAGAUGGCGGAUGAGGUUGAAAGGGAGAAACAAACGGAGAAAGAGACGCAGACUGGGUUGACUGGUUGA
Messenger RNA from Stereum hirsutum FP-91666 SS1, 852 nucleotides. RefSeq names its product HAD-like protein. NCBI's taxonomy places the organism in Eukaryota, Fungi, Basidiomycota, Agaricomycetes, Russulales, Stereaceae. Bases 1 to 852 code for a protein of 283 amino acids. The transcript has a single exon. The record is from RefSeq and is a predicted model, not a curated record.